AUGGCCACCUUGUCACCUGCGCGUGCUCUCUCUUCCGAGACGAACACCGACGUCGCUGAUACUUUCUCACAUGUCGCGUCUUUGAGUUCGACGCCUCCCACUACAGUCGGCGACGGCAUGAGCAUCACUUCAGAAACUUCGAAGCAAGACAAUGUUCUUGAGUCGGCUGCAAUUGAGCUCACUGCUCUUGAGCACAGCAAUGCUGCAGCCCUACCCUCCGCCACCGAACCUCUUGAAGAACAAGUAGAAUGCGUGGUCGAAGCCAUCGAAGCCAUCGAAGCCAUCGAGGCCUACACUGAUGCGCCCGCUACUCCCGGCACAGCAGCGACUCCUGAAAUCACGGCCACAUCCUCUUCACGACCGCGAAGACAGCGGGAGAGUCUGCCCGUCUACAAUUUGUCAAGGCUAAGUGGCACUGCUAUCCAUGGAAAGAGACGCGCAAAUGGCGACAUCGUCGCCGACAAGAAGCGACGCACAAUCUCUGGAACAUUUGGGUUGGACGACGAAACCACCCAAUUUACCAGUGGCGCUACAAAGGCAAAAAGCACUUCGCCAAUGUCGAAAAAUGCAAAGAAGCGAGCUCUGUCACCGGAGCCUCCCAAACGUGCAACCCGAUCAACCGGCAUCCAGGUUGAAAGCUUGACCAAGAAGAUUUCUUCGUUCGGGAAGCGUGGCAAGAAAUCUCUCGAGCAAAGUCUAGGGAAGAUGUCACGCGAAAUGCGUCGCCUGCAAGACACGAAUGAAUUCUCGGGCAUUGACACCAAGCCCGUUCUCCAUACAGUCUGGGCCAAUGGCAAAUACAUUGACCCUAAAGCUGCAGUCGAGCCUCCUCGCAAGAGGACGAAAGUUGAGCCCGCAAAGGAGGAGGAGCUCACUACAAUCCCAGAAGUCCCGGCACCGAAGCAGCGCAAAGUCAAGAAGUGGCUCAGCCAUGGCCUAUACUCUGGUCAGGCUGCCCCACUCGAUAUCUCAAAACACCUCACCCCGAAUGAGAAGAAAGCCCUUGUCGACCUUCCAGAGCUUGUGCCGGCCGGCAAGGUCAAUGAAGUCCUGCCAAUGCCUAUAUUUACUGGUCUUAGAUUCUUGAUUCAAGGACGAGACUUCAAGCUACCAUAUAACAUCUGCAAUCCUCUUCCGUCUGGACAACCAAAGCCCGCUUCUUGGAAGCUGAUGACUCGAAACCGUUUCAUUGGUGAGGCUGGAGCUCUGUGGAAGAAAUCACCUCAUUUCAAGGACUACCAGUCCAAGUGUGUUUGCACACCGGAGGAUGGUUGCGCCGAAUCUUGCCAGAACCGUAUCAUGCUUUACGAGUGCGAUAGCACCAACUGUAAUGCCGGUGCUGCCAAUUGCCAGAACCGCGCUUUUGCCAAGUUACAAGAGCGCAUCAAGGCCGGUGGCAAGUACCGUGUCGGUGUUGAAGUUCUCAAGACCGAGAACAAGGGCUUCGGUAUCCGUGCCAACCGUUGCUUUGAACCUGGCCAGAUCAUUAUGGAGUACACUGGCGAGAUCAUCACGGAAGAGGAAUGUGAACGCCGCAUGGAGGAGAAAUAUAAGGACAACGAAUGUUAUUACUUGAUGUCGUUCGACCAGAACAUGAUUAUUGAUGCGACCACAGGCAGUAUUGCCCGCUUCGUCAACCACUCAUGUCAACCUAACUGUCGCAUGAUCAAGUGGAUCGUGUCUGGUCAACCGCGUAUGGCACUAUUCGCUGGUGAUCGCCCGAUUAUGACUGGCGAAGAGCUCACUUAUGACUACAACUUUGAUCCCUUCUCCGCUAAGAACGUGCAGAAGUGUCUGUGUGGUGCACCCAAUUGCCGAGGUGUACUUGGUCCCAAGCCCAAGGAGAUCAAGCCGCCCAAGGCUCCUAAGGAAGAUUUGAAGAAGGUCGUGAAGAAAGGCAUCAGUGCUGGCAAGCGAAAGCUGCAGGCAUUCCUUGGCGACGACGAUGAGACCGUGAGCAGUGUUGCAAAGAAGUCUAAGGUCAAUCUGGCGCCUGGCGCCAAGGCUAAGGGCAUCAAGGGCGCCCUCUCCAAGGUCAGUGCCAAAGCUGCAAAGGUUGUCAAGAAAAGCAUUUCCACCAUUUCCGUUAAGACCCCCGCGUCAGGUCGGAAGGUCACUAUCAAGCGCAAGUCAUCUGUAGUUAAGACCUACAGCAAGACGAAGGUCGCAGGAAGACUAUCUGUCACCCCCAAGAAGGCUGUUGCAGCCAAAUCCAACAAAGCUACACCAAUUAAGGGUACUGCGCUUACAGAUGCUACACCUAAGCGUGGCCGAGGCCGCCCUCGCAAGCAUCCUAUCGCAUCCGUUACGCCCCGAAAAGCCGCAGACAUAUCACGAGAUCCGAACCAGAUUCGUGUUGUCCAAUCUCCAACUGAGGCAGCCCAGGAGAACAUCCAGGAGGUCGCACAGGAGACCGCCUGA
Molecule: messenger RNA, 2421 nt
Organism: Truncatella angustata
Lineage: Eukaryota; Fungi; Ascomycota; Sordariomycetes; Amphisphaeriales; Sporocadaceae
Exons: 3
Coding region: 1-2421 (806 amino acids)
Biological process (GO): regulation of DNA-templated transcription
Cellular component (GO): chromatin; nucleus
Molecular function (GO): protein binding; histone H3K36 methyltransferase activity
Source: RefSeq, a predicted model, not a curated record